CUUUCGUGGCGCCCCGCAUUCAACCAUCCCAUCGCAAGCCAAGUCAAGUUCCGAUUCUAGGCCUUCGGCGCUUCCAUGCCUACCUAAAGUUUACACUCACAUGACAUUUACAACCUCUUCCAACUUUACUCCUCAACCGUAAAAAAAAAAAAAAAAAACCUCUUCCUCUACGACUUCUACCAUCAACCAACCACCUACAAUGGCGAACCGUCAGAUGGCCCGCGACAUGCAAGUCGAGUUCCAGGCUCGCUUCCAAGCCAAGCAGGCUCGCCGCGAGGCUCAAAAGGCAGCUAAGCAGGACCCCAUCCUGAAGAAGCAGAUCCAGGACCUUCUCAAGAAGGGCGAGACGCAGAAGGCUUAUCAGAAGGCCAAGAUGCUGCUGUCGAAGCAGGCGCUUGCUCAGCAGAUGGAUCAGAUGGCUGAUAUGGCCGAGUUGUCUGCUGCGCAGAUUCAGGCCAACAACUCGAUGAACCGCAUGACACAGAUGAUGGCCCAGUCAUCACGAACUAUGAAUGUGGCCCAGAAGAACACCAACCCCGAAAAGACCCUCGUUACUCUCGAGCAGUUCAAGCAGCAAAACGAAGAAUACGCCAUGUCCAACGGCAUCUACCAAGACGCCAUCACCCAGUCUACCUCCACCCAAGUCGGCGAGGAUGCUGUCCACGAACUUCUCGGCAAGCUUGCCGACGACGCUGGCCUUGAGCUCAGCAAGGAACUCAACCAAGCGACACCUUCGAACGCCGAACCCCAGCAGACCAACGAGCCUACUGCUGAGGAGGAGGAUAAGCUCCAGCAGAGGCUGCGAGCCCUGCGUGCAUAGUCUUGCUGCUCGUCACAGGACUUGCCUCGUUUGGCACUUUCGAACUCCAAUUAUUUUAUGCGAUAGGGGUGGCAUGACAAAUUCAUCAUGAUCAACUUUCGGAGAGGUACGUUUUCUUGGUCAAGGUUUGGCGUUGGGGUUUCUGGUGGCGACAUAAAUUCAUCUUCAUCUCCAACUUCGAGAAUGAAGGCAAUUUUUCUUUAUUGUUUAUCAAUAUCAUACAUUAGACACGACA
This is a messenger RNA of Fusarium oxysporum Fo47, 1055 nucleotides long. RefSeq lists its product as uncharacterized. Gene Ontology annotation, biological process: protein transport; endosome transport via multivesicular body sorting pathway; late endosome to vacuole transport. Bases 200 to 820 code for a protein of 206 amino acids. The record is from RefSeq and is a predicted model, not a curated record. The transcript has 2 exons. Gene Ontology annotation, cellular component: multivesicular body; ESCRT III complex. Lineage: Eukaryota; Fungi; Ascomycota; Sordariomycetes; Hypocreales; Nectriaceae.